AUGUCCACUAUGAACGUCGAGAUCCAGAAGCGCAAGCCCAAGUCGGCGAUGGCUCACCGGUCGGCCGCUGGUCGCCCGAUCGUUCCCCUCCGCGCUCUUGCCACACCCAACCCCAACAUCUCCCAACCCCCCUCGACGCUGCUCGGCAAGCCCGGCCUUACCCACGACAAGAAGACCCACACCCACUUGCACACCACUCCUUCCCACGCGCCGCGCCAGCCAUCAACCAAACUGGACCCGCCGCGCCCCGAGCCCGAAUCCGUUGACCCGAUCGUGGCCGAACGCGAACGUCGCGCCAAACAUGCACGUUUGAGCAUGGCACGCGAACCACCACCUUCGUCGCGCACGCGCCGCGAGAGUGUGCACGACGCCGACAAGGCGCUGUCGCAUCCCUUCUCUCCACCACGCAACUCGAGCAACUCGUCGAGUGCAGGACACUCGAGUACCCACUCGCACGGACAUGGCGUCACUGGCGUGAUGACCUCGCCUCUGCCUGGCGCGUUUUCCCUCGAUGCCGCGUCACCCCGCAUGUACCCUACCAACAACCCUCACCCACUCAGCAGCCCCAUCAACCACCACAACGUCACUGAGCGUCGCAAAGUGGCCCGCAAGAUUCUUGUGAGGGCCGAUACGCCUCCGGACAUGGCGACCUUUCGCCUCAUCCGCUAG
Molecule: messenger RNA, 669 nt
Organism: Apiotrichum porosum
Lineage: Eukaryota; Fungi; Basidiomycota; Tremellomycetes; Trichosporonales; Trichosporonaceae
Exons: 3
Coding region: 1-669 (222 amino acids)
Source: RefSeq, a predicted model, not a curated record